Messenger RNA from Uloborus diversus, 783 nucleotides. RefSeq names its product lipoamide acyltransferase component of branched-chain alpha-keto acid dehydrogenase complex, mitochondrial-like. Gene Ontology annotation, cellular component: cytoplasm; mitochondrion. Gene Ontology annotation, molecular function: lipoic acid binding; acetyltransferase activity. NCBI's taxonomy places the organism in Eukaryota, Metazoa, Arthropoda, Arachnida, Araneae, Uloboridae. The record is from RefSeq and is a predicted model, not a curated record. The coding region runs from base 1 to 783 and encodes 260 amino acids. The transcript is spliced from 5 exons.
AUGGAGGAAAUUAAAGUCCCGAAACCUCCCCCGAAAGAAGUGCCUCAGAGGCUGAUGCAGGAAGCACCAACACCCUCUCUGAAGGACAGAUCAGAAGUGAUCAAAGGGUACAAAAAGGCCAUGGUCAAAACAAUGACCAACUCCCUCAGUGUUCCGUAUUUCAGUUACUGUGACGAAAUCGAUGUGACCGAUUUGGUACUCAUGCGUGCACGGUUGAAACAGAUAGCAGAGGGAAAAGGUGUUAAGUUUUCAUACAUGCCUUUUUUCAUAAAAGCUUUAUCUUUGUCCUUACUGGAGUAUCCAAUUCUUAACUCCUCAGUUGACCAAAAGUGUGAAAACAUCGUUUAUAAGGCAUCUCACAACAUAGGCAUUGCCAUGGAUACAGAACAAGGCCUGAUUGUGCCAAACAUAAAGAAUGUCCAGAAUCUCAGCAUCCUACAGGUGGCUUCUGAACUGAACAGGCUGCACCUGGCGGCCAUCAAGGGCUCUAUACGGCAGAACGACGUCACAGGAGGGACGUUUUCCAUAUCCAACAUUGGAGCUAUUGGUGGAACCUAUGCAAAACCUGUGAUUCUUCUUCCUGAGGUCGCUAUUGGAGCAGUAGGAAAAAUACAGGCUCUUCCUCGCUUCGAUGAGAAUGACAGAGUGGUGAAGAGACACAUCAUGCAGGUGAGCUGGUCCGCGGAUCACAGGGUGAUCGACGGCGCCACCAUGUGUCGAUUCUCUAAUCUCUGGAAAUCCUAUCUCGAGAGCCCCGUGACCAUGCUCAUGCACCUCAAGUGA